CUUUUCCAACCCUACCAUGAACAAAAAUCAAAUCCCUGUAGUUAUUAGUCCUUGUUCAGAAUUUCCCACACCUAAUAAUCCUCUACUACACUUUAACAAUGCUAAUUGCAUGGAGCAGUUACUCAUUCACUGUGCCAAUGCAAUAGAAAGCAACAAUGCAACACUAGCACAACAAAUCCUUUGGGUCCUUAACAACACAACACCCUCGGACGACGACUCUAAUCAACGCCUAGCAGGAAGCUUCAUUCGAGCUCUUACAACGCGCGCAACAAGAUCCUGUAGUUGCAAUAUUCCAGAAGCAGUUACACGAACUGCAAAUAGUUAUAACUAUCAUCACAAUCUCGCCAUACAAACACACAAGUUUUCAGUCAUCGAGUUGGCAAAUUUUAUCGAUUUAACGCCUUGGCAUCGUUUUGGUUACACAGCAGCUAAUUCUGCAAUUCUAGAAGCUACUAAAGGAUUUACAGUUAUUCACAUUGUCAAUUUGAGUUUAACACAUUGCAUGCAGAUUCCUACACUAAUCGACGCCAUUGCAAAUCAUCACGAGGUUCCUCCUUUAAUCAAGCUAACAGUUGCAGUUAAUAACUGUAGGAAUAAGAAUAUUAAUCAUAUUCCAAUUCCACCAAUGCUUGAUCUUUCUUACGAUGAAUUAGGUUCAAAAUUGGUUAAUUUUGCUAAAACAAGAAACGUGAUUAUGGAAUUCAAAGCUGUUUCUUCAACUUAUUCAGAUGGAUUCGCUUCAUUGAUUGAACACCUACGAGUGCAAGUGCAACAUUAUAAUAAAUCUCAUGAAGCAUUGGUUAUAAACUGUCACAUGAUGCUUCAUUAUAUUCCUGACGAAACUCUAUUUACAAUAAAUGAUACAAAUUCAAAUAUGAAUUUGAAUUUGAACUCUUGCUCAUCGUUGCGCUCGUUGUUUCUAGAAGCAGUACGGAGUUUAGAUCCAACAAUUGUCGUGGUGGUGGAUGAAGAUGCGGAUUUAACAUCAAGUAGUUUGGUUAGUAGACUAAAAUCCGCGUUUAAUUAUUUUUGGAUACCGUUUGACACGGUGGACACAUUUUUACCACGAGGGAGUAAACAAAGGCAGUGGUGCGAAGCUGAAAUUUGUUGGAAGGUUGAGAAUGUGAUAGCAUAUGAAGGGAUUCAAAGAGUCGAGAGAGUCGAGUCUAAAACCAAGUGGGAGAAACGAAUGAGAAAUGCACGUUUUCAAGGGGUUUGUUUCAGUGAGGAUUCGGUUUUGGAGGUUAAGGCCAUGCUUGAUGAGCAUGCAGUUGGAUGGGGAUUGAAGAAAGAAGACGAGUUUCUUGUGCUUACUUGGAAAGGGCAUAAUGUUAUAUUUGCUUCUGCUUGGUUACCUUCUUGA
This is a messenger RNA of Medicago truncatula (barrel medic), 1363 nucleotides long. Its product is annotated as scarecrow-like protein 32. NCBI's taxonomy places the organism in Eukaryota, Viridiplantae, Streptophyta, Magnoliopsida, Fabales, Fabaceae. The transcript has a single exon. The record is from RefSeq and is a predicted model, not a curated record. Bases 17 to 1363 code for a protein of 448 amino acids.